AUGGCGUCCGCCGGAGGUGCGGUCACACGCGCGCAUCACGCGCGCUACUCCUCCGCGUCCGUCGCGGUUAUCCCAGCCGAACGAUUCGCAGUCCUGUCGUUUUCGGCGUCUGUCGGCUCCGCCGUUUCAUCCCCCGUAGCUGCACGCGCCGAUGAUCCCGUAGCGAGGCGCGCUGAAAGCGCAGCCUCGCCGUCCGCGCCUCCGCUCGCCAGACCCUCGCAAGCGGCGCAAGCGGCGGGGGAGUCCGUUCCCGUUCUCGCGACAGGCGGCAGCGAGUGCGCGGCGGAACCAGAUCAAACGACAGAGCCACUAACCACGUCCCUCCUCGCCGCUCCUACUACUAAUAAAGACGACAACUGCGCUUCGGCGAGCCAAUUCGGCGGCGGCCAUGGCGGCGGCGCGGCGUCAGAGCCUCCGACGCGCGCCGCCGCAUCGAAUCCUCUCUCAAGCGGCUACGGGCUGUCGCUGCAGCAGCUACAACAUCUCGUCGCGCUCACAAACGCCAACGACACCCCGCGAGACGCGGCCGCAGCCUUCCCGUACGCGGCGACGAGCGACGGCCGGAGCCGCCUUUCGAUUAACUCCGCGCAGCGCCGCCUCGAAUCGUGGAAUCGCGCGCGCGAGCCGGUGUUCGAAAAUAGCAUCGAGCAUAUCCGCGCUCAGCGGAAGCUCAAGCGGAGCGGAAGCGACCCGUCGUUAAGAGAGUCCGCGCGCGGGGGGAAGGAUAGCCUGGGCGGCCCGUCGCGGCCGCUAGAGGGCGUCGUUUCGGAGGCGCGGAAAGUUGCGAUGCGCCGGUGGCUCCGCCGGUCGCGGAGCGCGCACACGUUGGGGGAGAAGGACGCGGCGACGCUCUGGAAUGAGGCGAUGAAGGCCAUCAUUUGGGGGCGUGGCGGCGCCGUCGUUUUUAGACGGCCAGCCGGCGGGAUUUCGCAAGCGCGGCCGUCAGGAGGCGAACGGUUGGGGAACGGCAGCACACAGAGUUCGGGGGCAGGAAACGCGGCAGGAAACGCGGCACGAUACAAUUCAGCCUCAACACUUCAUUCGCACGCCGAGAAUCCCCAUUACGCUUCCCCACAUUUCCGAGCUCUAAGGUGCGGCACUCUAGAGAUCAUGGCGCCGCGCAGUCACUGGGCGAAGGAGCUGGUGAGAGCGCAUGGUGCUCCGUCAAGAGUCGCAAUAUUGAAACGAGGCCGUAGUGACAAUCACGAUGACUACCAUAGUGAUGGUGCUGCCUGCACCAAUGCCCGUCACCAGCGCAGGGUUUUCAGGACCUGUGCUUCAAGUCCUGCAGCACCAGAACCCAUGGGGACCAUACUUGCAGCAUCCAGUGACAAGGCGGCAAGCAGCGCGACAAGAAGCGCUGCUGAAAUGGCCAGCACAGCAAUCACGCAGCAACAAGGAGGUCCUAUGAUGCAAGGAGCUGUCACUAGGAGCGACCAAGAAGGACGCAGCAUGCGACUAAGUUGGGCCGACUACGUGCGGAGCAAGGAGAGUCAGGGAAUAACUGUGCUCUCUGACAAGCAUCCCCCAUCCGAUGCUGCAUCAGACUGCUCGGCAGAAGCUCGCAGUGACUUGAGGGCUGUGUGGGUGGAGCAAUGUGCGACUGGGCUGAUGGAGCAGUGUGAAUGCACGUCGUUGAAGGAACGGGCAAGCUAUGAGAAGCUAUCUUGUACCCACGUCGUCAUCCCUGACCUCAACUUACCUGCAUGUGAUGAUUUCGGCUUGGCAACACACUGCCAGGUAAACCAGCUUGGGGUUCCUGUUACUGCGCCGCGAACCUUCCCUUGGCGCCAUCACUCAUGGCGGCAAGCGAUGAUGGCUCCUGUUAAUCACCACGCGCUAUACUCACCAUUCGUUACGCACAGUCAGCGCUGCGCUUCCCGUUACAUCCACGUGUCAGCAGCACGAGCGAACGUAACGCACGAAACCGCUCAGUCCCCACCCGUGGCAGAGCCUCUUACCACACCCGACGCACACGCGCAGACCUCGCCCGCCAUUUCCGCGUGGCCCGCAUUCUCCGCCGCGUUUUCCGGCGAGUGGGCGGGGUACUCCGUCGACUUCUCGCGCUUCGGCGAUCCCUUGGAGUUGCCGCAAUCUGUCGUUCCCGAGGCGUUCCGCGACUGGGGUUUGGUCCAAUACGCGUGGCAAUCCCAGACCUCCAGCGCCGCUCGCGGGGAGACCCUAGGGAAUGGCUCGCAGGUCCUGUCUUCGCUCGUGCGAUACGCGCCUGCUGCGGGGUGCGAGGCGGCGUCUCCGCCUAAAUACAGCGUUGAAAGGACGGCCUUGGAGUUAUCUGCUGCUGCUCCUGCCAGUGGUGGUGGUGCUGCUUCUGCUGCGGGCGACCUGUUUGCAUUCUCAGCAGAUGGUUCUUAUCUGCAAGUCCGAGCUGGCCAGUCCUCCACCAUGCCCGCGCCUGCCAGCGUGGACGCCAUGCGGGCCACUCAGUGGAUGCCACGUGGCACUGACUCCAGACCCCGUGGCUCCAACAGUGACCCUGACGAGGGUGAUUCAAACGAAGGGAUUGGCAGCAUGGCAGGAGGGCCGUUUCAGGUGGAGCAUUGCUUGGCAUUGGAGGGGGUGGAGGCUGCGAGUGGUAAGGGGAGAGUGAGAGUGCGCGUCGUGCAGCAAUUCAAACCAGAGAACGCAGCAGCAGGAGGAAGAGGAGGGGGAAGAGAAGGGAGAAGAGCAGGAGCUGUAGCCAUGCCUCGGCUUGCCAGCCUGGCACUGCACAGGGAGAAGUGGGUGGAGCCGUUUUCGGGCGGCGCUGAGCUGGCGGACGGCGCAGCACUGUUCAGUGCGGAGAUGAUUGAGGAGGGGGAGGGGAGUGAGGCGGUGAGGGAAGGCAGGGUGAAGGAGAUUGAAGGGCGAUGGGAGGCGACGACAAGAACAGCUCAAGUGCCCACAGCUCCUGCCGUCUCACCAUCACUCGUUGCUCUGGAGUUGACUAAGCCAAUCCAAACGGAUCUCUCAAGGCACAUGGAGACAUCUGCCUUGGAGGACGGGAUGCUCAUGAUACUCCCAGAGGGGGUAUGGAGUCAUGUGCAUAAGGUGGAUGAACUGUCAGGAGAAGACUCGUUUUGUGUGGAGGCUGGGUGGCUGUUUGCUUCCAGCCAGGCAAUUGUCUCACGGGUUCACUUCGACCAAUCAGGAAAUGUGAAGAGUCAGACGGCUGGGGCACUUGGUUUCCCACAGAUUGCAUGGGGUGACUCCGUUGCUUUUAUGACCACAGGAAUUCACGACACCGACGUCAAGAGGUAUGUCGUCGACAUUCCAGCUCAAGGUCAACCGACAUGGUCUCAACUCCCCUCGAUAGGGAAGCCAAAGGGAGCCUACUUCUCUGGCUUUGAGGUCUCUUUCGAUUUUCAUGGAGUCGUAGAGGAUGCUGCGUUGAGACUCUACGAGCUCAUCGGGAUGGUGACCGUACUUCAGUCACAGGGGGCGCCAAAAGCUGCUCCAUGCAUCGCAUCAGGAAGCAUGACUCAUCGCUCAUGGAAUCUGGACUGCGUUGUUUCGUAUGAAGAAGGAUCGAAGGACGACAUCACUGUGAAGGCUUUUAAAGACUGGUCACCUCUUCUUGACGGAUCCAGUCUGAUAAUGGCUCUAUCUGAAAGCAAUCUCUGGAAAAGUUUCGGAAUUAGCAUUGCGGAUGCAGCCAUUCACAGUUUUUUUGGCAUUUUCCACACUGAGAAGAGUUACAUGGAGAAGCACCUCAAUAUAUAUCUCCAUCUGCACAGCCAACAUAUCUCAUCUGCAAAAUCGGAAACUGUUCCGCGUAAAAUCCUUUUGAAGCUUGUCAAGGAUGCAGUUAUUGCAUCAUUGCAACAGCUCAAGACUCAGCUUCCAGGACAGUUUUCAUCAGUACAUCAAGCAAAGGUUGGCAGUUGCUUGCCGGAUCUGGCAACCAGCAUUGCAGCUUUAGUGGCAGGUUCCAGCAAUACAACUUUUCAAGAAGAGUGCUCCAACAUAUUGGGCGUUGAGGACGUCAAAGAUGUUGAAGCUGCCAUACUACAAAGGCUGAGUCUGAUUUCACUGACACAGUGA
Messenger RNA from Closterium sp. Yama58-4, 4041 nucleotides. Lineage: Eukaryota; Viridiplantae; Streptophyta; Zygnematophyceae; Desmidiales; Closteriaceae. The record is from the annotation of a GenBank genome assembly.